Messenger RNA from Nymphaea colorata (pocket water lily), 1322 nucleotides. Its product is annotated as transcription factor CYCLOIDEA-like. The record is from RefSeq and is a predicted model, not a curated record. Gene Ontology annotation, molecular function: DNA-binding transcription factor activity; sequence-specific DNA binding. NCBI's taxonomy places the organism in Eukaryota, Viridiplantae, Streptophyta, Magnoliopsida, Nymphaeales, Nymphaeaceae. Gene Ontology annotation, biological process: regulation of secondary shoot formation. The transcript has a single exon. Gene Ontology annotation, cellular component: nucleus. The coding region runs from base 20 to 1117 and encodes 365 amino acids.
UCGCAGUGACCAUCCAAAUAUGUUCACAAAUAUUGGAGACACUUUACUUCCACCCUCCAUUAACCAAUUCAAUCUCUUCAGUAUGUCAAACAUUGGAGAUGCUUGCGUUGUCUCAGAGGAACCCGCAAGAGGAGAGCAGCUCAAGGGGAUGAACUUCCUAUUCGAGCAACCUGAGAGUGAGCUAGCAGAGGUGGUGAGGAGGGCAGGAAUGGGUUCCAAGCUACCAGCAGUCGCGAAGGCUAGCAGGGCCAUGGUCCCCAGGAGGAAGCCGGGCAAAAAGGACCGCCACAGCAAGAUCCCCACCGCCAAAGGCAUGAGAGACCGAAGGAUGCGGCUCUCCCUCGACAUUGCCCGCAAGUUCUUCAAACUGCAAGACUUGCUUGGCUACGACAAGGCCAGCAAGACCGUGAAGUGGCUGAUGGACAAUGCUCAGCCGGCGAUCAAGCAGCUCGCAAGGUUGACUUCUUUGCCGGCAGCGAGGAUCUCAUCGGAAGCCGAAGGCCGGAUGCUCAUUGACUGGGAAGGCACCAGCAAACAGGGAUUUGACACCACUAAGGGUACAGAAACUGGUGAAGGAGGAGGAGGAGGAGGAGGAGGAGGAGGAGGGAGAAGGGGCCGUCCUCCAAGUCACAAAGCCUCUGUAGGUUCACUAAGAAGAGCUGUUUCUCUUCCUGCUGCAAGAGAAUCAAGGGAGAAGGCUCGAGCUCGAGCUAGAGAAAGAACCAAAGAGAAGAAGCUAAAAAUGAGAUUAGAGGAAACGGCAGAUCGAGACGAGGAGAUUAGAAGCAAGGCCAUCUGUUCAUCGUCGGAGCUCGUUGCUCAACUUCCCCAGAUAAUCUGCAACUCACAAGAGAACGAACGUUCUGGUUCCACUGAUGACAUGACCCACGACUCACUUCUCUCCAUAUUUGAUUGCAAUGAAAGUUGCGGCUUGUUUCUGAACGACCAUCAUGACGGCGACGGCAGCAACGGGUGGACGGACAAGCCACUUGCAUACUGGGAUUCCGACGACCUCACCAUGAGCUCGGCAUCGUUUUCUCUGCUAGACAUGCAUUCACCAGUGCUAUUAACAGGCCUACAGUCCUUUCCAAAGCCAUGGGAGCUUGGAUUCUAUUAAACACUGUUGCGCCGUUGUAGCUCUCCGGUCAUGUACAUAUGCAACUUAUGUACUUCUUCCGACACCGGUCUCAUCCUUUCCUUUCUUCUCGUCAUGUUCUAAGAUGUGUUGCUAAUUAUGAUGGAGAUUUUGUCCAAGGGAGUCAACCUCAGACUUAAGCCUGCAUAUGUGGUUAACUGCCUUGUAAACAACUGAAGAUUAUUAA